Grammomys surdaster is the source of this 1054-nucleotide messenger RNA. RefSeq names its product solute carrier family 51 alpha subunit (gene Slc51a). Gene Ontology annotation, biological process: bile acid and bile salt transport. Gene Ontology annotation, cellular component: plasma membrane; endoplasmic reticulum membrane. The transcript is spliced from 7 exons. Gene Ontology annotation, molecular function: transporter activity. The annotation marks the transcript as partial. The record is from RefSeq and is a predicted model, not a curated record. Lineage: Eukaryota; Metazoa; Chordata; Mammalia; Rodentia; Muridae.
AACUGGGCCCUCUGGAAAUUGCCCUCACUAUCAUCUUGACCUUUCUUACCACUGGCUCAGUUGCCAUUUUUCUGGAGGAUGCUAUUUACCUAUACAAGAACACCCUUUGCCCCAUCAAGAAGAAGACUCUGAUCUGGAGUAGCUCUGCACCCACGGUGGUGUCUGUGUUCUGCUGCUUUGGUCUCUGGAUCCCUCGAUCCCUCACCCUUGUGGAAAUGGCCAUAACCUCGUUUUAUGCCAUAUUCUUUUACCUGCUGAUGACGGUCAUGGUGGAAGGCUUUGGUGGGAAAGAAGCAGUAUUGAGGACACUGAAGGACACCCCAAUGAGGGUGCACACGGGUCCCUGCUGCUGCUGCUGUCCCUGCUGCCCACCCCUCAUACUUACCAGGAAGAAGCUGCGGCUGCUCAUGUUGGGUCCUUUCCAGUAUGCCUUCUUCAAGAUAAUGCUCAACAUAGUGGGCCUGUUUCUCAUUCCAGACGGCAUCUAUGACCCAGGAGAAAUUUCUGAGAAGAGCACGGCUCUCUGGAUCAACAAUUUCCUUGCUAUAUCUACCCUUUUGGCUCUCUGGUGCCUGGCCAUCGUUUUCCGUCAAGCCAAGAUGCAUCUUGGUGAACAAAAUAUGGGAUCCAAGUUUGCUCUGUUCCAGGUGCUUGUCAUCCUGACUGCCCUGCAACCUGCUAUUUUCUCCAUCUUGGCUAACAGCGGAGGGAUCGCUUGCUCACCUCCCUAUUCUUCUAAAAUCAGGUCUCAAGUGAUGAACUGCCACAUGCUCAUACUGGAGACCUUCCUGAUGACAGUGCUGACACGAAUGUACUAUCGAAGGAAAGAUGACAAGGUUGGGUAUGAGACUUGUUCACCGCCAGACCUGGACUCAGCACUCAAAGCCUGAGGAGAGUGGCUUGGACUAUGGAAGAGAUACUGUUCUCCACAUUAGAGCAUGAGCUUUCUUCUGUCCCUCAACCUUCUCAGUGGUUAAGGCUCCCACUGGCAGGGCAGGCUGGCAGUGUCCAUGUGACUAUAGGGAUGAAGGCAAAGUGCAGCAGGCUGAACCUG